Papaver somniferum (opium poppy) is the source of this 1405-nucleotide messenger RNA. RefSeq names its product expansin-A10-like. Gene Ontology annotation, cellular component: extracellular region. Bases 164 to 916 code for a protein of 250 amino acids. Lineage: Eukaryota; Viridiplantae; Streptophyta; Magnoliopsida; Ranunculales; Papaveraceae. The transcript is spliced from 3 exons. The record is from RefSeq and is a predicted model, not a curated record. Gene Ontology annotation, biological process: plant-type cell wall organization.
CUCUAUUUAUUCCCCCCACCCCAUCCCCUCAUUUCCACCACAAAUCCACACUCCUUCACUCCACAGUCCAGUCUUCUCUCCUCUCUCCUCCCUUUUCUUCCUUUGUUUCAACUUUCAAGGUUAUCAUCUCUAUCCAUCUCUAGCAUUCAACGGUGCAGGAAAAAUGGCCGCCUCUCUUGGUUUGUUAGUGAUGAUGGGUUUACUCUCGAUGGCUUCCACUGUUUAUGGGUAUGGUGGUGGAUGGUCUAGUGCUCAUGCUACCUUUUAUGGUGGUGGUGAUGCAUCUGGAACAAUGGGUGGUGCUUGUGGUUAUGGGAAUCUUUACAGCCAAGGUUAUGGAACAAACACAGCAGCUCUAAGUACAGCAAUGUUCAACAAUGGUUUAUCAUGUGGAUCUUGUUAUGAAAUCAAGUGUGUGAAUGACCGGAAAUGGUGUCUGCCUGGUUCCAUUGUGGUCACAGCUACUAAUUUCUGCCCACCAAAUAAUGCUCUUCCUAACAAUGCUGGAGGCUGGUGCAACCCUCCUCAACACCAUUUUGAUCUUUCUCAGCCUGUUUACCAACACAUUGCUCAGUACCGGGCCGGAAUUGUUCCUGUUGCUUACAGAAGGGUGUCAUGCAGGAAGAGAGGAGGAAUUAGGUUCACAAUCAAUGGGCAUUCUUACUUCAAUUUGGUUUUGAUAACAAAUGUUGGUGGAGCUGGUGAUGUUCAUGCUGCAUUCAUCAAAGGUUCGAGGACUGGUUGGCAAGCAAUGUCAAGAAACUGGGGUCAAAACUGGCAAAGCAAUUCUUACCUCAAUGGACAGAGUCUUUCAUUCAAGGUCAUUACAAGUGAUGGUAGAACUCUUACUUCUUACAAUGUUGCCCCUUCCGGUUGGUCUUUUGGUCAGACUUACAGUGGUGCUCAAUUCCGCUGAAAAGCCUAAAAAAAAACUCUAUUUUGCAGUUGGUGGGAGUGAUGAUAUAUAGUACUAGUUUUUAUAGUAGUAACAGUAAAUAUGAGGAUGAGUUGGGGGGGUCAACUUGAAAAAAGGGCUUAUUUUAAAAUGGUCCUUUUUAUUGUCAUUGUGGGUUUUUCUUUAUUAUCUCUUUUUUUGGGAAGGUCCUUUGAUUAGUUUUCAUUUGAAGGACCUCUUUUUAACUAUUUUAUUAUAUGGGUCAGUACUCAGUAGUAUUAAAUUCUAGUAGGGAUUUCUGUUAUCAUAAUUAUGGCAGAAUGUUGGCAGUGGUGGACUUUUACCACCCGCGCUUACUUUGUUUAUGUCUUUUGUUUGGGGUCAAAAAUGAGAAUAUGAAACGAACCUAAUAUGUUCUACAUUUUGUUCUAUGCAUAAGGUUGUGUUGAAUCGGAGUGUAAUUGUAAAAUUUUCGGUUGCACUAUUAAUGAGAAUUAAAUUUAUAUAUUA